CGCACCCUUGCCGGGCCAUGAACGCCGAGGGGCGCGCGCCCCUUUCGUGCGCGCAUGCUUGCACUAUCAUAGGCUCCCCCAGCCUGCGUUCUUGUCAAAGCCGCUCCGGCGCGUGCGCGCGUUAUCUCCGGCUGACUCGCCUAGGCUUUUUUUUCCCCUUCCCCUAGCACUCACAGCCUCUUCAGCCUCCUGCACUCCUCCCCCGCCCCUCCGUCCUUUCCCUUUCUCCUCCCCCCCAGGAAUGGGGUUCACGCUGCUCUGGGUCGCGCGCCCAGAGGCCAGCUCGCGCUGUCAGCGUCCGCCCAGCUCGCGCCGCCUCGCGCUCCCCCUCAGUCAGUGGCGCCGAAGGCUCCGUUAAACGGCGGCAGCGGCGGUUCCUGUUUCCGUUUCUUCCUCUCCUCCUCAAGUCGGGAGUAGCAUCCUCCUCCACGCCACCACCCCUUCUACUCCUACUCCCCCUUCCCGGGGCAGCGACUGCCGGAGGCGGCUGUGGCUGGAGACGAGCCGCCGGAGUCUUCCUCCCUCCCUCCACGGAUUACUGCUUUGAUCAAAUCUAAAGAAGACCUUUCUCUCUCUAGAUAGCGUCUUAAGGGAUCCACACUGCCUAUUCUCUGCCAACUGCUGCCUCUUUUCUUCAUUUCUCUCCAGUUUCAGUGAUCACUGCUUUGGUAAAAUCUAAAGAAGGCACAUAUGAUUUUGAUUGUUUCUGUUUCUGAGAAAAAUAAUCAAAUUUUCCAGUACCCCGAAACAAAUCCAGUUGAUAAUUUCAGUGACUCAGAAACACCUUCUGAAAACAUUUUGUGGUGGUAGUAGCAUCUUGCUUAUGAAGGAAAGAAAGAAUGUAAAAUCCAAGGACUUGAAAAGAAGGCUUCCUACUCAUAACAUUGGAAGGAUUUGUGAAAGAAAUUGCUCACGGACUCUCAACAGAUACUAAUUUGUUUGAAGCAUCAUGUGUUGAAAUAAAAAAGAGGCAACCAACCCACCUUUGUGCUAUCUUCCAAGUCACCAUGUUGUUUGUAGCUCUUUGAGCUCUAGGCAAGCAAAAGGAGAGCGUUGAGAACCUGAAAAUGAGGCCAUGGACUGGCUCCUGGCGUUGGAUUAUGCUCAUUCUUUUUGCUUGGGGGACUUUGUUGUUUUACAUAGGUGGACACUUGGUAAGGGACAAUGAUCAUCCUGAUCAUUCUAGUAGAGAACUCUCCAAGAUACUGGCAAAGCUCGAACGCUUAAAACAACAGAAUGAAGACUUGAGGCGCAUGGCAGAGUCUCUCAGGAUACCAGAAGGUCCCAUGGAGCAGGGACCAGCUGCAGGAAGGGUACGUGCUUUAGAAGAACAGCUUUUAAAAGCCAAAGAACAGAUAGAAAAUUAUAAGAAGCAAACCAGAAAUGGUCUAGGAAAGGAUCACGAAAUACUGAGGAGGAGGAUUGAAAAUGGCGCAAAGGAGCUCUGGUUUUUUCUCCAGAGUGAAUUGAAGAAAUUGAAAAAUUUAGAAGGAAGUCAACUCCAAAGACAUGUGGAUGAAUUUCUAUUUGAUUUGGGUCAUCAGGAAAGGUCAAUAAUGACAGAUCUGUACUACCUCAGUCAAGCAGAUGGAGCAGGUGAUUGGCGAGAAAGAGAAGCCAAAGAUCUGACAGAGCUAGUCCAGAGGAGAAUAACGUAUCUUCAGAACCCCAAGGAUUGCAGAAAAGCCAAGAAGCUUGUGUGUAAUAUCAACAAAGGCUGUGGCUAUGGCUGUCAACUCCACCAUGUUGUCUACUGCUUCAUGAUUGCAUAUGGCACUCAGAGAACUCUCAUUUUGGAAUCCCAUAACUGGCGUUAUGCUACUGGUGGAUGGGAGACUGUAUUUAGACCUGUGAGUGAGACAUGCACAGAUAGAACAGGCACUACUACUGGACACUGGACAGGUGAGAUAAAUGACCAAAACAUUCAGGUGGUAGAACUUCCCAUUGUUGACAGCCUUCAUCCGCGGCCACCUUAUUUACCACUGGCUGUUCCAGAAGACCUUGCAGAUCGACUAGUGCGGGUCCAUGGAGAUCCUGCCGUAUGGUGGGUUUCCCAGUUUGUCAAAUACUUAAUCCGUCCACAGCCUUGGUUAGAAAAGGAAAUUGAAGAAGCCACCAAAAAGCUUGGUUUUAAGCAUCCAGUUAUCGGAGUUCAUGUCCGACGUACAGAUAAAGUGGGGACAGAAGCUGCAUUCCAUCCUAUUGAGGAAUACAUGGUGCAUGUUGAAGAGCAUUUCCAGCUUCUUGAACGCAGAAUGCAUGUAGAUAAAAAAAGAGUUUAUUUGGCCACAGAUGAUCCCUCCUUACUGAAGGAAGCAAAGUCCAAGUACCCAAAUUAUGAAUUUAUCAGUGAUAACUCCAUAUCCUGGUCAGCUGGACUACAUAAUCGAUACACAGAAAAUUCCCUACGAGGUGUGAUUUUAGAUAUACACUUUCUGUCACAGGCAGAUUUCCUAGUCUGUACAUUUUCAUCCCAGGUCUGUCGAGUUGCCUAUGAAAUCAUGCAAACACUCCAUCCAGAUGCUUCUGCCUACUUCCAUUCUUUGGAUGACAUUUAUUAUUUUGGCGGCCAGAAUGCCCACAACCAGAUUGCUGUUUAUGCUCACCAACCACGAACUGCUGAUGAAAUCCCUAUGGACCCUGGAGAUGUUAUUGGUGUGGCUGGAAACCAUUGGGAUGGCUAUUCUAAAGGUGUCAAUAGGAAACUAGGGAGAACAGGCUUGUACCCUUCCUAUAAAGUGAAGGAGAAAAUAGAGACAGUCAAGUACCCCACAUACCCGGAAGCUGAGAAAUAAACUUACAGGCAAGGGAAUGGAAGAAACUCACUCGGUUCAAACAGUUUUGAGCCAAACAGCAUACUAACUAAAUUUUGAAUUUACGUUUUAACUCAGAGUUAAACAAAUGAAAGCCUUCAGGACUGAGACUGAAUGAACAGCUUAAAACAGUUGGAUGAACCAUCGCUGGAUUUCCUCCUUAAUGAACACAUUUUGUUACAAUGCACUUGCCCCUGUGCGCAGACCAAUAGCCUACUCACAUGCAAACAGUUGUUUUCUCCCUUGCCCCUUCUUUCAAGGUUUCAUCCCCGUCAUUCAUCACCAAGUGAGCAUUUGGCCUACACUGUCUCUGUCAUUAAUUGACUAUAAUUCUGACUUUUUAACACUGCCACGUUAUGUAAUUUGAGUGACAUGAACAUAUUUUAUAUGUGUGAGAUUUCAAACAUGGUGCCUAUAUUUGAGAGAUCUAUGUGACCUGUUCAGAAGAACCAAACUUUACCCCGUCUCUUGGUGGGGGAAGAGUUGGUUCUUAACUUUUGGUGGUGCCAUGACCACCAAAUCUGCUCCAACCAACAGAUUCAGAAUGAGAAUUCGAUGUUCUUUUCUUUAAAUUUUUUUUAAGUAAUUGCAUUGAUUCAUCACAUCAUUAAUAAGUGAAGGUUACAUCUGAAAAUAAACUAUUCACCCUCCAUUAGGAACUUUUGUAAAACAAUGCCAUGAACAAAUUCUUUAGUACCUAAUGUUUCUGGACAUUGUCUUUGAUAACAAAAAAUAAAUUUAAAAAAAUAAAA
Messenger RNA from Antechinus flavipes (yellow-footed antechinus), 3565 nucleotides. RefSeq names its product fucosyltransferase 8 (gene FUT8). The coding region runs from base 1068 to 2795 and encodes 575 amino acids. Gene Ontology annotation, molecular function: glycoprotein 6-alpha-L-fucosyltransferase activity; protein binding. The transcript is spliced from 13 exons. The record is from RefSeq and is a predicted model, not a curated record. Gene Ontology annotation, biological process: protein N-linked glycosylation. Lineage: Eukaryota; Metazoa; Chordata; Mammalia; Dasyuromorphia; Dasyuridae. Gene Ontology annotation, cellular component: Golgi cisterna membrane.